Molecule: messenger RNA, 2778 nt
Organism: Linderina pennispora
Lineage: Eukaryota; Fungi; Kickxellomycota; Kickxellomycetes; Kickxellales; Kickxellaceae
Product: P-loop containing nucleoside triphosphate hydrolase protein
Exons: 4
Coding region: 1-2778 (925 amino acids)
Biological process (GO): transmembrane transport
Cellular component (GO): membrane
Molecular function (GO): ATP binding; ATP hydrolysis activity; ATPase-coupled transmembrane transporter activity
Source: RefSeq, a predicted model, not a curated record
AUGCACGCGACCACUACCGGCAUCCCGAUGCUUCUCUAUAUCCUCAGUAAGACCCUGGCAAACUCGAUCAACAUUUGGGUCCUGUCCACCAAAAUUGGAUGGCGCGCUGUUAUUCCGAUUGCUGUGACGGCGUCAUAUUCCAUCUCAUCGCAUUGGAUAACGGCUAAAACGAACGAGUUCAACAAACAGAAUAAGAUCAAGCGGCAGCCACGGUUUUACACGAACUUUGGCACCAUGGCAGCCAACAUGAGGACAAUCAAGUUUUAUGGCUGGGAGCGUGCGUUCUACAACGUCCGCGCAGAUGAUUAUAACGGCAAUAUUGCAGUACCAACUGCGCUGCGCCUACUGGGCUUUACCAUCGGACUAAUUGGCGGGUCGAUUUCACAGGUGGCAGCGGCGCUGACAGUGAUUUCGUACUUGCAGUCAUCAAACACGCUCUCGUACCCAGAUAUCCUGCUUGUCAUUUCGUCCACAGCUGCGUUGUCAGAACUCGUUUUGUCUGUUGCUGGAACACCAGAGGUGCUUCAGCGAAUGCGCAAGAACGAGGAAGAUAUUGCGAGACUGAUCGUUGAGCCUGUGCAAACAUUUCUGGAUCAUGGACCUCUGAGCGCUACCAAGGCCAUUGAAAUGAGCAACUGCGAGUUCCAGUGGGGCGAAGGCAAAUUCUCGCUGAAGCCAAUCACCCUAAAUAUUGCUGCUGGCGAGUUGAUAGUCAUCAUGGGCAGUGUUGGCUCAGGCAAGUCAUCGCUGGUGUCGGCACUAUGUGGCUCUAUGCAGCUGACAGGUGGUGAUGGCUGUAUUUAUGGCCGUAUCGGGUAUGUCGGCCAGAAGCCCUGGAUCAUGAAUGCCACGUUUCGCGAGAAUGUGGUUUUUGGGCGCGAGUACGACGAGGCAUUCUAUCAGGAGGUGCUUGUGGCAUGUGCGCUGAUCGAGGAUGUCAAAGGGUUCCCAGCAGGGGACAUGUCUGAGAUUGGCCACAAAGGCAUCAACCUGUCGGGCGGACAAAAGACACGGCUGGCGCUGGCCCGUGCAAUCUACUCGCGUGCAGAUGUGUAUAUUAUGGACGACAUUCUCGCUGCUGUUGAUGCAUAUGUAGAGCGACACAUUGUUGACAACGUGCUGACUGGACACGGGAUAAUUAGCAGCAAGACACGGAUCCUGGUAACCCACUCUGAGCAUAUUGCUCCACUAGCCAGCAAGUUUAUCACAAUGACUGAUGGAUGUGUGGAAGUCGCAAGCCAGGUCCCUAUUACAGUCUCUGCCAGUUCACCCCAGUCACCCAUCCAACCUAAUGGCGGCAGCAGCAACAAUAGUAGCGAGGGCGGGCAGGGGAUGUUUACCGCCAACCCAGAAGAGAACAUGCAGGCCUUUGAGUGGCCAUAUAUCUGGAGGUACCUGGCGAUGAGUGGGUACAGCGGUGUUGGCAUCUCUCUCCUGAUUCAGGUUCUCAGUACCUAUGCGAUAUUCUAUGUCGAGAACUUGCGCAUGGAUCUGCUGUCGGACAAGAACCACGAUACUAUGAUGCGAUCACUGCAGCAGUACCUGGUUGCCGACGCCCUUGUUGACGUGUUCCUCAGGCGUCUGUGUACGGCGGCGCGCGACAAUCUAUGGAAGAUGCUCAAGUCAAGCACGCGCUAUAACCCCUAUGGUCUGACAGCAGAGGUUUGCAUUGGCAGCGACAUGAUGCGACUGAAUGGUGUGCUAGAGCCGUAUCUCAACAGAUGCACCUCACUGUUCGUCGAUGGAUGGCUACUGGAUAUCAAAUGGCGGCUUCCUGAUACAUUUGAGGCUGUGGUGCGAGAUCUGAGUAUUGCCGGCAUGAACUCUGUUGUGCUGCUGUUCAAUAUCUGGCGGAGGCUUGAUCCAAAUAGCACACUAACACCGGGCGAAGUUGAAAUGAUGAUGCGGCUUUCAGAGCAGUUCCUACACCGCCUGCGCCAGAUGCUUGGCAUAGCAACCAACCUAGACAAUCACUUGCCGAGCCUAGCCCGCUAUUACACAUACCAGGAGCUACCGCGCGAAGAGCUUGGCAGAAGCACGGGUGCCUCGUUGCCAGAGAUUUGGCCAUCGGAGGGGACAAUUGAGUUCCAGGACUACAGCAUGCGCUACCGCAAGGACCUAGACUUGGUGCUUAACCAAGUUACAUUUGCGGUGAGACGGCAGGAAAAGAUUGGUAUUGUCGGGCGCACUGGUGCUGGCAAAUCGUCGUUGACCCAUGCUCUGAUGCGCAUGGUCACGCCAGCGAGCGGCUCUGUAUAUAUUGAUGGUGUCGAUAUUUCGAGUAUUAAUCUUAGCGCCUUGCGCUCAUCAAUCAGCAUCAUCCCACAGGACCCAGCUCUGUUCAACGGCACUAUCCGCGAAAAUAUGGACCCACUCCACGAGACUAUAGUCAACACACCGACCGAGCUGUACCGCACUGACGACCAAAACAGCGGCCCAUGGGUUGAGGGCACAGGUCUGGACAAAUGGGUGGAGGAUGGCGGCAAGAACUUCAGCAUCGGACAGCGCCAGCUUGUUAGUCUGUGUCGCGCACUGUUGUGGAAGCGCAAAAUUCUGGUUCUCGAUGAAGCAACAGCGAAUCGUGUUAUCCGCGAGGAGUUCAGGGACUGCACGAUCCUGACCAUUGCACACCGACUCAGAACUGUCAUGGACAGCGACCGGAUCCUGGUCAUGGAUCAGGGCAGAGUCGCUGAAUUCGACACUCCGGCCAGCCUGCUAGCCCGAGACUCGCUGUUCAAGAGCCUGGUCGAGAGCAUGGAACUGAACGAGAAGCGCUGA